GGUUGGCGGAUGAUGACUGUCCCCGUCCUGCGAACUUUCUCAAAGAUCUGAAAGAGAUGGAACUCUCUGCUUCGAAAAUAUGAUCAAUUUAAUUAUCUAGCAUUUUUGGCCCUUUUCUCACCCCUCUCUAGAUGGCGCAUCUAACAACCGAUUCCCCCCUUUCUCGUAGCAUAGUUCGUGCUUUCUUGGACUUCCUUAACUUAGUUGAACCGGCCCCUGGCGUUGAUGUAGAAGGGCUUGAGGUUGCCAGGGAGUGUUUGACAGAGGUGUUUAAGCUUAACACAUCCCCGACAGAUGUUCACACAAAAUCUGUUUCUUUGAUCGACAUAUUCAAGUCCCUUGAAUCAAACAAGCAAUGUGAAGCUGGUCAGUCAGAUGAUGGUAAACAACCAGAUGACAUGGAUGCUUCGGGGUCAUUCAGUGCCCACAAUGCUGAUCAUACACAAAAACAUUCCGAGGAUGGAGAUUGGACUCGCUGGUCUCGCACAUUUGGAGUUUCCAAAGAUGAACUGUGUGGGCAAUUCUUUAAUGCUCUGGAGAAAGUCCACUUCUUUAGGACAAAUCCUGAUGGUACUGAUGACCCAGUGCAAUUGGAGAAAGCAUCUCGUAUAUUCAAUGAUGCUGUAAUGGAGAUGGAAAGUUCUGAGUGUCAGGAGUUUAGUCUAAAGAACUUGGCUGAAUUGCUGAAAUCACAAGGUAAUAAGGCAAUGCAAUCCAAGCAAUACCUUGAUGCAAUUGAUUUGUAUAAUUGUGCAAUUGCACUUUGUGGAGAGAAUGCUGUUUACUACUGCAACAGGGCAGCUGCUUACACUCAGAUCCACAAAUAUACAGAAGCAAUCCAAGACUGUCUUAAAUCUACCGAGAUUGACCCAAACUAUAGCAAAGCGUAUAGUCGACUGGGUUUAGCAUAUUAUGCUCAAGGAAAUUACAGAGAUGCCAUUGAUAAAGGGUUUAGGAAAGCCUUGCUAUUGGAUCCAAGUAAUGAGUCGAUUAAAGAAAAUAUACAGGUUGCUGAGCACAAAUUGAUAGAAGAGCAACAUCGUGCAGAUCACAGUCAGAAUUCAAGAUCAUCUCAGGAGUCUCAGAACCAGUCGACACGAGGGUCAAGAAGUAAUGCGGCUCCUCCACUGUUUAACUCGAUGCCAUUUAAUGCUAAUGAUCUUGCAAGCAUGUUUAUGAACAUAGCCGCAAACACUGCCAGUGCGUAUCAAGGACAGCAUCCCGAGGAACAGCAAGGAGAAGAUAGCAAUACCAAUUCAAGUAAUGAACCUGAAAUAAGAAUCGGGAGCAAUAUUAAUUUGAACUUGAACCAAAUGCCCGAGGAAAUGACGGGGACUUUGAGAACUGUGAUGGAAAUGUUAUCUGGGGCAGCGCCUCCAGGCCGUGGGCAACCACAAGAUAACUUCAAUGGAAGAACUGCGCCAAACUAAGCUAUAGACAGUUUGACUGCAAUGAUUUUCACAGCCUUGUAAAAUAUUUUUCUCUUCAAUUUAAAUUAACUUGCAGCGUUAUCUUU
Molecule: messenger RNA, 1516 nt
Organism: Prosopis cineraria
Lineage: Eukaryota; Viridiplantae; Streptophyta; Magnoliopsida; Fabales; Fabaceae
Exons: 10
Coding region: 132-1430 (432 amino acids)
Biological process (GO): post-translational protein targeting to endoplasmic reticulum membrane
Cellular component (GO): membrane; TRC complex
Molecular function (GO): molecular adaptor activity; protein binding
Source: RefSeq, a predicted model, not a curated record